AACGAUCUUGUUUCAUCGGACACUGCAAUAGACAAUGUGACCAGAGUCGCCGCGGUGGUCACUAGCAGCCUCUCGCCCUCACUCACAACUGCUCACCAAACACACGUGACUUAUAUAUUUAACGUGCUUAUAUAUUUAAGUUCAUGAUGGUUUGAUGAAGUCAUAAUUGGUGUUGCAGGUUUAGUAAAUCAUUGUGGAAGUGGUGCGGGUCUUUCUCUGCUUCCCGCCGCUGCGUGUUAAGGCUGCAGGGGGCACUGACACACAUGCACACAUGACACUCCUUCUGCUGGAAGUUUAAGAUAAUAUUGCAGUUUUUCUGUCUACAUAAGGACAAAAUUCACACUUGAGGAAUGGACAGUGUUAAUGAACUGAUUCAGUUCCUGGCGCCAGAUGAAAAGGAAGAACUCAAGAGUACUGCAUGUGAAACAGCUGCUCAGCUAACAGGAACUCCUGAGGGCCUCAAUCUUCUGAUUGCCAGAGCAGACUUUCUUACAGCUCUUCUACGAUUGGUCAGAAUCGCAGAAAUGAAUACCAACAAAAAUGGAAUGCGUGGACUGGUCAAUAUAUCUGCAGAAGAGGCAGGUGCAAGAGCACUUCUGUCUUUACAAGAAAUCCAUGUAACUGCAGAAAUGGUGGAACUAGUUGUGGACAAGGAGUUUCCACAUGCAGACUAUGCAUGUGCUGUACUGGCCAAUCUCACAAAGCAUGCACAUUUGUGUCAGAAAGUAUAUGACAUCAUUGCUGCGGGGCCUACCAAGCUAGAGGGCUUAGUCGACAUACUUUGCCAGCUGGACUAUAACAAGAAGGGUGCCAGUCUUCAUCUUUUAGCUUCAGUCAUCUCUAAUUUUUCACAGUUAUCCAUUGGAAGAAGGCAGAUGAUGGACAAGAUUGGAUUUGUGUUACAACGACUUAUGUCGUUCAUGGAUUACAAAGAGUCAAUCGGAAGGAGAAUGGCAGUCAUAGCUGCAAUUCACAAUUGCUGUUUUGAAAAGGAAUACCACCCGUGGUUAAUGGGUGAGGAUGUUGACCUGGUGCCCCGUCUUCUGCUGCCGCUCGCGGGACCUGACACUUUUACAGAAGAAGAGAAUGAGUCCUUACCAAUUGACCUGCAGUACCUCCCAGAUGAUAAGGAAAGAGAACCAGAUCAGAAAAUUCGCAGAUUAUUGCUAGAGUCUUUAAUGCAGUUGUGCAUCACUCGUGAAGGUCGAGAGAUUAUGAGGAAACAAAAUGUCUACCUCAUUCUUCGAGAACACCACAAGUGGGAAGAGAAGCGGCAUUGCAUCAUGCUCAAUGAGGAUAUAGUCAAUCUCCUCAUUAGAACUGAAGGCGAGAUUGGUGUGGAUGAUCUAUCAUCAGUAGAAAUACCACCAGAUAUGGCUAGCAAGUUUGCUGACCAUGAUAAGGAAUUCUUGACGGAAAGUUCUUCAGACAUGAAUUCUCUGACAGAAGAAGCAGUAGAAGUUUUAAAAUAAAGUUGAAUGAUAUACUGAA
Molecule: messenger RNA, 1491 nt
Organism: Procambarus clarkii (red swamp crayfish)
Lineage: Eukaryota; Metazoa; Arthropoda; Malacostraca; Decapoda; Cambaridae
Product: protein HGH1 homolog
Source: RefSeq, a predicted model, not a curated record